This is a messenger RNA of Trypanosoma brucei brucei TREU927, 324 nucleotides long. RefSeq lists its product as hypothetical. The coding region runs from base 1 to 324 and encodes 107 amino acids. The transcript has a single exon. Lineage: Eukaryota; Euglenozoa; Kinetoplastea; Trypanosomatida; Trypanosomatidae. The record is from RefSeq and is a predicted model, not a curated record.
AUGGAGAUAAGUUGGUACUGGAGAGAUGUUUUUCGUGUUGUCUUUUUGUUACCUUCGUCUGAUGCGUUCACAGUGGUUUGGGUAUUAUUAAUGGCGUACCCUGUAGCUUCUGGUAUUUUUGGCUGCGUCAGUCGGCCAAAGUUUCAAGUUUUUUUUAAAAUAUUUGGAUACCAAACGGACAACGUAAGGUGGCUGGAGCAUAAACAAAAACACUCUAUUAUUCACAACGCUCUUUCUUUCGGUUUUCGAACCAACUGGAGGAUAACGAAUGCUGUACCGGUGACGCAGUGUCGCGGGCAAUGCAAUGGACCUAAAAAGCACUGA